AUGUCUUCUCAUGGCCUAGUUAGUUCAUUUGAAAAGCUUGAAAUGUUUGUUGGAGAAGAUUCUAAUGAAAAUCAUGGGACUCAAUCUGAUGCAUCAAGUUCAACUAGGGACACCUUAAAGGCUCUAACUUACAAUGCUGAUCAUGGCCCUUACUUCAUUGAUGAUGCUGACAAAGCUUAUAUCAUCCUCCUUAAUGUGUUUCGAUAUCUUUCGAUAAAGGAUCUUCAGGCGGCAAUGCAGGUUUGCAAAGUGUGGAACCUGGUUGGGUCCGACAAAAUAUUUUGGAAGAGAAUAAGUUUAAAUAACUGUAUAGUGCAUGACACUGAUAUGAUGGUACGAACCCUCAAGAAAUGUGGGACUGAAAGAUUAGAUUUGAGGGGAAUGAGCUCCUUCAAGAUGGUUAGACUACUUCCUUCUGAUGAUAAUUGGUCAAGUCUAUUAAAGGGAUUGAUUAAUACCAUAGAAAUGCCAGAUAAAUGGUUAAGUCUUUGUGAAGCAUUAACUAAAGUAACCACCCUGACUGAGGUAACUAUAGAGGAAUGUUCUGCACAUGCAGUAAAUUUGUUAGCUAAAGGAGCCCCACAACUUAAAUCAUUAGUUGCAUAUCGUAUUAUUAAAGGACUGGACAUGGGAAUGGGAUACAUGGAUAUAACCUUCCUUAAAGAUAUGAGAUGUCUUAAAAAAUUAAGACUAGAGAACGCUGUCUCCAGAGAAUUAAGUUUUGAUAAAACUUCUGAUAAAAUAGAACUCAAUCUCACAUCAUUAGCUAUCACUAGAGCUGUCAACUUAUCGUGUAUUGAACACAUUCUUCCGCCUACAUUAGUGUCGCUAGAAUUGGGGGAAUGCCAUUCUUUGUCAUUUAACUUCCCUAAAGAUGUCUUACCAAAACUUGUAAACUUGACUAGAUUGAGACUGGAGUUGUGCAACAAUACUUAUCUAGUAAUAAUGUUAGUAGAAGCAAUAUCGAAACUACCAAAUUUAGCUGAGUUAGAACUCAUCAAUUUUGAAAUUUCAACUGGUUUUGGAAAGGUAAUAGCAAAAUGCAUCAACCUAAAAUCACUUCUUAUAAUUCCAUUGUAUGGCAAAAUUCCUAAACAUUUACACCCUCUAAUGAAUUCAUUAAUUGUAUCUGGGGUAUCCAAGUUGAAAAACUCCUUGCAAGUAUUUGUUUGGGUAGUAACAGAUUCAAUGCUUUCUGUUGAAAAUGCACGCAGCCUGAGAAUUGGUCAAAAUCCGGUAAAGGUUAGAGUGAUUGGGCGUGGUGAUGUUAUUCCAUUAAUUUCAAAUAAUGGUGCUGGUUUUAGGAUAGAUUUUAUUUCAUUGGAUAAUGUUCAAGCAUUAUUAUUGCAAGAUUUGAAAUUUAAAGUUUUUAAAACUCCUUUCUCGUCAACAUGGAAGCUUUCAUUGCAUAAUAUUAGGAUGUAA
Molecule: messenger RNA, 1425 nt
Organism: Nezara viridula (southern green stink bug)
Lineage: Eukaryota; Metazoa; Arthropoda; Insecta; Hemiptera; Pentatomidae
Source: the annotation of a GenBank genome assembly